AUGGGUACCGAGAGGAAAAGGAAAGUUAGUUUGUUCGAUGUCAUGGACGAUCCGUCAGCUCCAGCGAAGACAGUCAGAAACAAUGGAAUCGCCGACGUCAACAGUUUGAUCAAUAAAUGGAACGGAAAGCCGUAUUCGCAGAAGUAUUAUGAGAUACUGGAGAAACGGAGGACUCUACCAGUCUGGCUACAGAAAGAGGAGUUUCUCAAAACUUUGAACAGCAAUCAAACCCUAAUUCUGGUCGGUGAGACUGGUAGUGGUAAAACUACCCAGAUUCCACAGUUUGUGAUAGAUGCUGUAGAUGCUGAAACCUCGGAUAAGCGUAGGAAGUGGUUGGUUGGAUGCACACAGCCUCGUAGAGUUGCAGCCAUGUCUGUGUCCCGUCGUGUUGCUGAUGAGAUGGAUGUAGCCAUUGGGGAGGAAGUUGGUUACAGCAUCCGUUUCGAGGAUUGCAGUAGCCCCAGAACAGUGCUUAAGUACUUGACUGAUGGUAUGCUGCUCAGAGAAGCAAUGGCUGAUCCUCUUCUAGAGAGAUACAAGGUGAUUAUUCUCGAUGAGGCCCACGAAAGGACUCUAGCUACAGAUGUGCUGUUUGGUCUUCUGAAAGAGGUGUUGAAAAAUAGGCCUGACCUUAAGUUAGUUGUGAUGAGUGCAACUUUAGAAGCUGAGAAGUUUCAGGAGUAUUUCAGCGGUGCGCCUCUUAUGAAAGUUCCUGGUAGGCUUCAUCCCGUUGAGAUCUUCUACACUCAGGAGCCUGAGAGGGACUAUCUUGAGGCUGCUAUUAGGACUGUUGUCCAGAUACACAUGUGUGAGCCACCUGGUGAUAUUCUUGUUUUCUUGACUGGGGAGGAAGAGAUUGAAGAUGCAUGCCGCAAAAUCAAUAAAGAGGUUGGUAAUCUUGGGGAUCAAGUGGGGCCUAUCAAAGUUGUGCCAUUGUAUUCCACUCUUCCACCUGCGAUGCAGCAGAAGAUAUUUGAUCCUGCUCCAGAGCCGGUAACAGAAGGUGGUCCUGCUGGGAGAAAGAUUGUUGUCUCCACCAACAUUGCUGAGACUUCUUUAACUAUUGAUGGGAUUGUUUACGUCAUUGACCCUGGCUUUGCUAAGCAAAAAGUCUACAACCCACGAAUCCGUGUUGAGUCUUUGUUGGUGUCCCCGAUAUCGAAGGCAAGUGCUCACCAGAGAUCAGGUCGUGCCGGUAGAACACGGCCUGGAAAAUGUUUCAGGCUCUACACAGAGAAGAGUUUCAACAAUGACUUGCAGCCACAGACUUAUCCUGAAAUAUUGAGGUCAAAUCUUGCAAACACGGUACUGACUUUGAAGAAACUGGGCAUAGAUGACUUGGUGCACUUCGAUUUCAUGGAUCCCCCUGCUCCAGAGACGCUGAUGCGAGCCUUGGAGGUUUUGAAUUAUUUGGGAGCUCUUGAUGACGAAGGUAACUUGACAAGGACGGGUGAGAUAAUGAGCGAGUUCCCCUUGGAUCCACAGAUGGCAAAGAUGCUCAUAGUCAGUCCAGAAUUCAACUGCUCCAACGAGAUACUCUCGGUUUCAGCAAUGCUCUCAGUACCGAAUUGCUUUAUCCGGCCUAGAGAGGCCCAAAAAGCAGCAGAUGAAGCUAAAGCUAGGUUUGGACACAUUGAUGGGGAUCACCUGACGUUGCUUAACGUAUACCAUGCCUUUAAGCAAAACAAUGAAGACCCAAACUGGUGCUACGAAAACUUCGUCAACAAUAGAGCAAUGAAAUCUGCAGACAAUGUUAGACAGCAGCUGGUCCGGAUAAUGUCAAGAUUCAACCUGAAGAUGUGCAGCACUGAUUUCAAUAGCCGCGACUACUACAUCAACAUAAGAAAGGCCAUGCUUGCCGGUUAUUUCAUGCAAGUGGCUCACUUGGAACGCACUGGACAUUACUUGACCGUCAAAGAUAAUCAGGUGGUUCAUUUGCAUCCAUCCAACUGCUUGGAUCACAAACCGGAGUGGGUAAUCUACAACGAGUAUGUUUUGACUAGCCGGAAUUUCAUCAGAACUGUGACAGAUAUUCGCGGUGAAUGGCUAGUAGAUGUUGCUCCUCAUUAUUACGAUCUUUCCAAUUUUCCAACCUGUGAGGCAAAACGUGUCCUCGAGAAGCUUUACAAGAAGAGAGAGAGGGAGAAGGACGAGAGCAAGAACCGCAAGUGA
Messenger RNA from Microthlaspi erraticum, 2172 nucleotides. Lineage: Eukaryota; Viridiplantae; Streptophyta; Magnoliopsida; Brassicales; Brassicaceae. The record is from the annotation of a GenBank genome assembly.